AUCCGCCCCACCCAGACUAAAUUCAUUCGAUUCAUGUAUGUAUACGAAGCAUCAAAUAUAAACACUUCUUCAACACUCGGCAGCGCGUAUCUUUUCAUUCCAUUUUCCUCUUCAUAUCUACUGCUCUGAUUGUUUACGCGAAAUCAUCUGCGUUUCAAGACUCUGAUGACCGUAAACAGUUAGAAAUCGAUUCGCUUUCACUUGUUUAGAAACUGGGUUUGGAUUGGUUUGGUAUCAUAAUUUAAAAUGGCCCGGAAAGGGAACCAUCAGAAGAAUGGUUUGGAUGGAAGCCCAUCAACUCACAAGAAAGGAGGUAUCCAAUCGGGGUCAGCAAUGCCGCAUAAAAAGGGAAAAGGAAGUGUAAACAAUGUGAAGGUCGUGAAGGAAGAACUUUUUAGUGAUACGCAACAAAGCGUACCUGUGACGGAGCCCGUUCACAAAUUCGAUCAUAUUAAAGAUGAGAAGAAAAGAACAAACAAAUCUGGAAAACAUAAUAAAGUGGAUAUUCGAGGUACAUCUACUGCAGAGCAGUCAGAACCUCGUGACGGUACUUCUGAAGAUUGCAGUAAUAAUAUGUCAACAACUGGAAGUUCUAGAUUGGAAGAGGAGAAGUGGGCAUCAGCUAAUGGUACAUCUGGAUUUAAGAAUCGAAAACGUAGGUCUGCCCCCUCUUUAAAUGGAUUUGAUGAGGAUGGCCUACCUGAAAUUGUAGAGCUUCCGGAAACCUUGGUUGUUAGGUACUUGAAAACAUUUGUGUCAUCUGUCUCGCAGGCCUCAACUGAAUGGUUGCACAAACACAAGCCGUUGUUUGAUAUUGUAGUAACCAACAUAUUGAGAUCUCGUGAUUAUGUUAAAAUGAAAAUCAAGCGUGCUUACCCGAUUGUCUUGAAAUGGCUUAUACAAUUCACCAGCAUAUUGCUUGUCCUUUUUAUGGUUUGGCUAGAUUGCUCCCUUAGAGGUAUAGACUCUAUUAUACGCAUGGGGACAACAUCAGUUUUCACAGUUAUUUGGUGCAGCAUCUUUUCGGUAGUUGCAAUGAUGGGAAUACUUAAGUUUAUUACUGUUGGGGCCAUAGUUGCUUUGGUAGCACUUUUUGUAGGGUUCACCAUUGGUCUUUUGUUGCUUGCUAUCUCUGGAAUUGUUUUCUUGUGGAUGUAUGGAAGCUUUUGGACAACUUUAAUUGUCUUCUCCCUCAGUGGAGCGACAUUCAUAUUUAGCCGUGAGCGCGUGGCACUGCUAAUCAUGACUGUGUAUUCUGUAUAUUCUGCAUGGACACUGACUGGCUGGCUUGGCAUUAUUGUAACUCUGAAUUUAUCAUUUUUCUCAAGUGACGCUCUUAUAUACUUUUUGAAGAAUAACAUGAGUGAGCAUAGAAGAUCCAAUAGUGUCCCUGAGCAAACAGCUGGGAUGCAAGGUGGAACAGGUGUGUUCAAUGGUGAGGAAGCGCGUGCUUCAUCCACUGAUGGUGGGACCAAUCCACAAGCUGACCGUGGCUCUGGGGUACCUUCAACAAGUGGGUCUGAUGCUGAAUUAACAUCGGAAGAAGAAGUUGUUCGGUUGUUAAACUCAGCUGAUCACUAUUCAGCAUUGGGUUUAUCUAGAUUCCAAGAAAUAGAUAUCACUUUUCUCAAGAGGGAAUACAGAAAAAAGGCAAUGCUGGUCCAUCCUGAUAAAAAUAUGGGUAAUGAAAAAGCGGCAGAGGCUUUUAAGAAACUCCAAAACGCAUACGAGGUUUUGUUAGAUACUUCUAAGCAAAAAACAUAUGAUGAUGAAUUGAGAAGGGAAGAUCUAUUAAAUUAUUUCCGAAGAUUUCAAGAUGCUACUCCAAAGAACAAACGACAUGGAUUUUUUGGAUCUACAUUUGGAGGCACGGAGGUUCACGUGGAUGAUCCCUCAGGAGAGUCUAGGCGAAUUGCAUGCCAAAACUGUGGCAGUUUUCACAUGUGGUUUUACACCAAAAAGACAAAAUCUAGAGCCAGAUCGUGCCAGGACUGUAAAGACUUUCAUCCAGCCAAAGAUGGGGACGGGUGGGUUGAACAAUCAUCCCAACCGCUUCUUUUUGGAAUGUUUCAGAAGGUAGAUCUCCCACGGGCAUAUGUUUGUGCAGAUAGCAAGAUAUAUGAUGCUACAGAAUGGUAUAUGUGCCAGGGAAUGAGAUGUCCAGCAAACACUCAUAAACCAAGCUUUCAUGUAAACACGACUGUAAUGUCAAAGCACACUAACGGGAAGGGACCAAGCUCAAGUCAUAGAGGUGGCGGGAUGCCAAAUAUGGACGAAACUAUGACUGAAGAGGAAUUCAUGGAGUGGUUACAAAACGCGGUUCAAUCAGGCAUGUUUGAAAAUUUUGCAGCCAAUGGUGGCUCAGAUAUCCCUUCGAAUAGCUCCAAGAGUGGGAGCUCUAGUAACAGUGGCAGCGCUGGUGGAAGCAAUGGCAAUAAAAAAAAGAAGAAAGGUAAGAAAUGGUGAGAGGUUUAAAUUGGUGUAAUGUAUAUGGUCAUGAAUUAACUUUACUAAAAUGAGAGCUCUGAGUCACAGGUAAUAGUUUCGUUUUUCAACAUUUGUUAACUGAGUUGACAACUAUAUUACUUGAAAAAGGGAUUCUGACUGUAGAUGUCUCCGAGAUAUAGUUGGCAAUUUCGAUA
Molecule: messenger RNA, 2642 nt
Organism: Erigeron canadensis
Lineage: Eukaryota; Viridiplantae; Streptophyta; Magnoliopsida; Asterales; Asteraceae
Exons: 10
Coding region: 247-2466 (739 amino acids)
Source: RefSeq, a predicted model, not a curated record